AUGAAAACCCCCAAAGUCCAUAUAUAAGUUAUAUAAAACAAGUCUUAUAUUAGACCAACAUAUUCUUCCUUUCGCAGAAUUAGAUCAUGGUUUUCAUUAACAUAGCUUCAAAUCUAAUCUUGAAUUGAACAUGCUCUUUUACAAUUUCUAAAUUGUUAGAGAUACCAUUUUCUCUAUUCAAGUCAUAUUCCAUCUUCCUUUUUUUUUUUGUUUGUUUUUGUUUUUGUUUUUGUUUUUUAUUUGUUUCUAGUACUUUCCAACAACAAUAAACAAAAAAUCCUUUUGUACCUCCUUUUUAAUGAUCAACAUUAAAUCUCCUUUGAUAUUUCCAAUUUUUUCAUAAGAUGUCUCCCCUUCAAAAAACUUGAAUAUAAAUAGUAUCAUUAGUAUUACUAUUCCUUCGUUUGAACCUUCGAUUUUCUUCUUAUUCUUAACUCUUGAGUCUGUGUCUAUGUCAGUAUUUGUGCUAUUAUGUGUUCCGAACCAGAUUCUCCUCGUUUCUCUUUCUCUUAUGAUCUCUCUGAGUCUCAGCAAAAAGUUUCAACAAUGAAACAUGAUGUUUCUUGUAGAGACACAAAUGUUGAGUUUGAAUUCAGCACUAGCAGAAGCAUUGAGUUUGAAACAUCUUGUGCUGAUGAACUUUUCUCUAACGGAGUAAUACUUCCCAUGCAGAUAAAUCAAGACAAGAAAAACAACACCACAAAAUCUCAAAAUACAAAACUUCCACCUCGUCCAUGUUCUACUAAAAUAAAGAAAGAGAACAUCAUCAAAGAAGUUCAAGAAAUUACAAAUACUCAAACUAAUUCUUUUUGGGGAUUCAAAAGAAGCAAGAGUCUCAAUUGUAAUGAUACAAAGAAAAGUUUUACAUGUUUUUCGCCUCCUUUGUCGCGAAGCAAUUCGACCGGUUCAUCGCCGAAUCUAAAGAGAAUGAAUUCAAAUAGACAACAAUAUUAUUCAUCAUCAUGUUCUGUCUUAAAUUUGUAUCCUGUGCAAAAGUGUUGUUCAGGUAAGAGUUAUGUAAAUGGUUUUAGGAUUAGUCCUGUUUUGAAUAUACCAAAUCCUUCUUGCUUUUCUAAAGGAAGUGUAAGUUUAUUUGGGUUUGGUUCAUUUUUAGGUGUUGGAAAGGGUAAAAAGAAUAAUAAAUAUUGAUUUGUUCAAAUGAUACUACUAUAGAGAAUGUGAUGGAUUAUGGUUAAUCCUGGUUUGUCAAAAUCUUUGUUGUUUAUACUUAUCAAACUAGAAAGGUCAAUGAAGUUGAUUAUUAUUAUUAUUUUUGGAUAAAUAAAUUUUUACUAUUAAUAAUAAUGUCUAGUGAAAUGUAGCUUUGACCCAUUA
This is a messenger RNA of Cicer arietinum (chickpea), 1335 nucleotides long. RefSeq lists its product as uncharacterized. NCBI's taxonomy places the organism in Eukaryota, Viridiplantae, Streptophyta, Magnoliopsida, Fabales, Fabaceae. The record is from RefSeq and is a predicted model, not a curated record.